UCUCCUUCCUUAGCUUCCCGACGCUUUCAGAUCGCUAGAGGGCGCUGUAGAGAUCUACCGGAAGUCAUAGAAAGGAAGUAAUACUCAUAGCUUUGCGAUUUGUUUACGUAUGUUCACAGGUUAAUCUUUUAACUAAGUAACUAUUUAUUUAUAGUAUUAUUAAUAGAACAAUUUAAAAAAUAGUUAAAUACACCAACAUGCCUUAUUGUUCCACAUGGGAAGAGUUUGCUAAAUCUGCUGAAAGACUUUAUAUUCAAGAUCCAAUGAAAGUAAGGUUUAGUAUGAAGUAUCGCCAUUGUGAUGGGAAAUUGGUUAUUAAAAUUACAGAUAAUGUUGCUUGUUUUAUGUACAUGACAGAACAUACUCAAGAUGUAAAGAAAAUUGAGAAGCUCACAAGUCAACUAAUGAGGCAUAUGGCAUCAAAGGAAAAAUAAUGUGUUGUCAUAAAUUGUAUUAAAUUCAAAUUUGUAUAUAGCUCAUAAGCAAUUAAAUUUUGUAAUGUUUCCA
This is a messenger RNA of Parasteatoda tepidariorum (common house spider), 507 nucleotides long. It is a transcript of the gene Srp9, whose product is annotated as signal recognition particle 9. Gene Ontology annotation, molecular function: 7S RNA binding. Gene Ontology annotation, biological process: SRP-dependent cotranslational protein targeting to membrane; negative regulation of translational elongation. Gene Ontology annotation, cellular component: signal recognition particle, endoplasmic reticulum targeting. The record is from RefSeq and is a predicted model, not a curated record. NCBI's taxonomy places the organism in Eukaryota, Metazoa, Arthropoda, Arachnida, Araneae, Theridiidae.